Molecule: messenger RNA, 732 nt
Organism: Aureobasidium vineae
Lineage: Eukaryota; Fungi; Ascomycota; Dothideomycetes; Dothideales; Saccotheciaceae
Source: the annotation of a GenBank genome assembly
AUGUCUGACAAGCAAGUCCGCAGUGCGGUCAUCAACCGCGAUACCAACGAGACCAAGAUUCAAUUGGCUCUUAACCUUGACGGUGGCUCAUUGGAGCAGAUCACAUCCGAGGACAAUGGCGCAGACAAGUCACACGCUGCUCAAGCUUCGAAAUCGCAGACCAUCGACAUUGAUACUGGCAUUGGCUUCCUGGACCACAUGAUUCACGCUCUUGCAAAGCAUUCGGGUUGGAGUCUAAAGCUCAGGUGUCGUGGUGACCUCCACAUCGACGACCACCACACUGCCGAGGACGUCUUUAUUGCCAUGGGCCAGGUUCGUUCAAGAGCGACUGAGAGACUAAGCUGUACAUUUGUGCUUACCAAUAGCCAGGCUUUCAAAUCCGCCCUCAAGUCGACCGCCGGUCUCGCCCGUUUCGGCUACGCAUACGCCCCUCUCGAUGAAGCCCUCGCCCGCGCAGUCGUCGACCUGUCCAACCGUCCCUUCUGUGUCAGCGACCUGAAGCUGCGUCGCGAGAAGAUUGGCGACCUCAGCACCGAGAUGCUGCCCCACUGUCUGCAGAGCUUCUCCCAAGGUUCCGGCGUCACCAUGCACGUCGAUGUUAUCAGAGGUGACAACGAUCACCACAAGGCCGAGAGUGCCUUCAAGGCUCUUGCUGUUGCCAUCAGAAUGGCUAGCACACCGGUGGUCGGCCGCGAAGGCGAGAUUCCAAGCACAAAGGGCGUUCUCUUCUAG